CGAUGAUAAGGUUCAAAUUUAAAGAUUCUCGAUACUCUCAAAGUUAAUCAACUCCUGUAUAUGAUCCUCAAUCCGUCUGUGUUUGUGAGAAGCAAAAUGGAGCUCAAAGUAUACUGUGAUCGGAUGUCCCAGCCAUCGCGAGCAAUUCUCAUCUUCUGCAAGGCUAAUAAUGCAGAAUUUGAGGAGGUUACUGUUGAGAUCGGCAAGGGCCAACACCGCACCCCUGAAUUUGCAGAAGUGAAUCCUAUGAAACAAGUUCCAGCUGUCAUCCAUGGUGAUUUCAAGCUUUUUGAGAGUCAUGCCAUACUUAUUUAUCUGGCUUCAACAAUUCCUGGUGUUGCUGAUCACUGGUAUCCAGCUGAUGUGCGCGAGAGGGCAAAGGUCCACUCGGUGCUGGAUUGGCACCACACGAAUCUGCGUCGUGGCUCAGUUGGAUAUCUCAUGAAUGCCGUCUUCGCGGAAGCGUUUGGCAUGCCUGGGGACCCGAAAGCAGCAGCUGAAGGUGAAAAGCUUCUUUCGGCAUCUCUUGCAAGAAUUGAGUCAUUCUGGCUUCAAGGAGGACCAUUUUUGCUUGGGAAUUCAAAGCCAACAAUUGCUGAUCUAGCUUUAGCUUGUGAAGUCACACAACUUGAGGUUGCAGAUGACAAUGACCAUGACCGUAUUGUGAAACCCCACACGAAAAUCGUGAAGUGGAUCAAGGAUGUGAAGAGCGCAACCGCCCCUCAUUUUGAGGAAAUUCAUGCAGCAAUCCGUUCAUUCAAAGAGCCCCUAAAGAAACUGAAGGCCCAAGCAGCUCAGAAAUCGGAGUGAAGCUGAAAGUGGUUGCAUUUCCAUAUGUGUGAGGUAACAAUGAAUAAGGGCAAGUGUUGAAGAACUCAUUAGGUUCAAUCACUUGAUCUAUUUUACAUGUGUGAUAUCAACUUUUAUCUUAUCUGCUUGCUUGUCGUAGCAGAAAAAUCUCCUUGAGAUUUAUGGAUGUGAUGAACAUGUUUCGUACGUAUAAUAAAUUUUUAUUCAAAACA
Salvia hispanica is the source of this 1022-nucleotide messenger RNA. RefSeq names its product glutathione S-transferase T1-like. Lineage: Eukaryota; Viridiplantae; Streptophyta; Magnoliopsida; Lamiales; Lamiaceae. The record is from RefSeq and is a predicted model, not a curated record.